GGUCCGCAGCGCGCCUUCAGCCGCUCGUUUCCAGGAGCCGAGAUGUGGAAGGACGAACAUGAGGCUCAUUUCCACUUCUUGCUGCAACUCCUCGAUGCCAACCUCACAGACGUGCUGUCUGACUCAGAGGAGUGUGAUUUGGGCAGUCUGGAGCACUUGGAGCGAGGCAGCACCGACACGUUGGCCAAUGGCUGCAGAGUUGACUGUGAGGCCGCCAAGAGGCUGGCCAAGCGCCUGUAUCACCUCGACGGUUUCAAGCGCUGUGACGUGGCCAGACACCUGGGCAAAAACAACGAGUUCAGUCAGCUGGUGGCUUCCGAGUAUCUGAGUUACUUUGAUUUCUCCGGCCUGUCCCUGGAUCGAGCCCUGAGGAACUUCUUAAAGGCCUUUCCAUUGAUGGGAGAAACCCAGGAGAGAGAGCGGGUCCUCGUCCAUUUCUCCAGACGCUACUGUCACUGCAACCCACAGACACCCAGCUCUGAAGAUGGAGCCCACACAUUAACCUGCGCCCUAAUGCUGCUCAACACUGAUCUACAUGGACACAACAUUGGGAAGAAGAUGUCUUGUCAGCAGUUUAUCAGUAAUCUGGAUGGGCUCAACAAUGGCAAUGACUUCCCAAAAGAUUUAUUAAAGGUUUUGUAUAACUCGAUCAAGAAUGAAAAGCUUGAGUGGGCAGUUGAGGAGGAGGAGCUCAGGAAGAGUCUGUCAGAAUUAGUGGAGGAGCAGUGUGAGGGCGGGAGCAAGCGUGUUGCCAGGGUAACGGACGGCAGUAACCCUUUCAUCGCCAUUCCCAUCCUGCUAAACGCAGUCACCUACAAACACGGCGUGCUGACCCGCAAGAGUCACGCCGAGAUGGACGGCAAAAGAACUCCAAGGGGUCGGCGGGGUUGGAAAAAGUUCUACGCCGUCCUAAAGGGAAUGAUCCUGUAUCUCCAGAAGGACGAGUACAAACCUGACAGUGACAUUUCUGAGGUGGACCUGAAGAAUGCCGUACGGAUUCACCACGCGUUAGCCACGCCUGCCAAUGACUACAGCAAAAGACCCAACGUGCUGAAGCUGAAAACAUCUGACUGGAGAGUCUUCCUGCUGCAGGCCCCGAGUGAGGAGGAGAUGAUGUCCUGGAUCUUCCGGAUAAACCUGGUGGCGGCGCUCUUCUCAGCUCCAGCUUUUCCCGCCGCGAUCGGCUCCAUGAAAAAGUUCUGUCGGCCCAUCCUGCCGUCCUCAUCCACCAGACUCAACCAGGAGGAGCAGCUGCUGAGUCAUGAGAGCAAGCUAAAGCAGACCGGUUUAGAGCUGGAGGAACACAGAAAAAACCAGCCCUCGGCCGACCCAAAAAGCCGUGACUGGGAGGAGUACCGGCUUAAAGAGCACUACCUCACGUACGAGAAGACUCGAUAUGAGACGUACAUCAGCCUCCUGCAGGCUAAAAUCCGCGCUGAGACGGACGACCUGGAGAAGAUCGAGGCCAACGUGAUUGGUGGCCUAAUCUUGGACGGGAGCUUGGCAGGUCGAGAGUGCCACCUUCGAAAGACGCAGUCCUCGCCGUCCAUCAGCCAAUCCCAGGGCGGCCAGAACGGGCGGAGCGAUGGGAGCACGGUCCCAGGACAGAGGAGCUGAGAAAUGUGGAAGGAAGGAAGGCGUUGACCCCCUCAGCACUCCAGAAUCUUUAGUAAUUAGUAUGAUGUGUUUUGGGCUCCUCCGAUCCCCAGUGAACUGUCCCGCUCCUUCCCAGAUGUUAUCAAACCUGAUGAAUAUCCUGUCGUUGAGCAAUAGUUGAGGGAAGCUGUGGAACAUCUGUUCUCUCAGCUUCUAUUAUUGCACAUUUGGAACGAUCCUAGCUGUGAUCACCGUUUCAAGCAGCACCGUCAGUAUUAUUUUAGCAUCUCAGAGUCAGGCGCUUGUCUAGUUGAAGUGUCGUUAGCUCUGAGAAGAAGUUUAAGUUGUUUAAAAUGUUUAAAUAACAGGUCAGAAAGAAAGCAGAAACUGUCUGGUUUGCCUUUUUUGGCCCGUUUCUGUCCUUGUACUUCAGCCCUGAAGUCAAUCAGUGGGUAUAAGGAGACAGACACGGUACCACUGUAGCAUUGUUCUGUUUUAACUCCUGUAAUGCAUGCUUACACAGCCAAUGCACUGACAGGCAUGUACAGCGGUGGACCUACAGUACAGGUAGGGUGUGAAGAUGUAACAUAUCUAUCCUGCAGAGAACUCAGAAGGAUAAAAUCCCUGUUUAUCAUAUUUAUUUAUUUAUUUGACUCUCAAAACCUUAAUUUAGCCCAGAACAGGUUUACGCUACGCUUUGUUGUCCUUUUUGCAGGAAGUUUUGUUUUACACGCUUUGCUCUUUUGGAGGCUGCAAAAUGGGAAGAACUGUUUUAGUGAGCUGCUCCACAAGGGGGCUGGAGGUUUAGUGCCUUACUGAAGGGCACCUUGGCUCAGAGCGAUCAAACGACUGCUCAGACUGGCAAAAAUACUGACAUGUAUUCGUUUUAGUUCGUUUUUUUUUUGUUUUGUUUUCAGGAAAUAAGAGGAUUUAGAGAAGUGCUGAAUUGAAAGAAAGAUCUUUCAAGCCAUUGUCCAUGUUAUCCUCUUACCGCUCCAUUUAUAUCCCAGCUGAACAGACACAACGGAUGCAUUACAGUGUCUCUGAAAAGUGUUCCUACUUCCCCAACUUUUUACAUUUUGUCGGAUUUCAAACUGCAUUCUGUGUCGUCAGGGAUCGUAUUGGUUAAACCAACACCAACUCCUGCAUAAUUGGGAUGUGGAAGGUAAACGAUACGCCGGAAUCUAAUUCUUUCCCUUUCUUCUUUGGAAAAUAGCUGAAGUACAACCGUUCAGCGAGCUCCCAUGGACAACAAUUUUAAAUUCACAGUUUGGAACAUUUGGAACGGCCCUAAUGCCUGAUCUAAACCCUUUCAUUAAAGCUUUGGCUAUAUGUUAAGGGUUUCUGUGCUGUUGGAGGUGAAUGGACUAGUUUCCCUGUCCCCACUGAACAAAAGCAUCCCUCAGCAUGAUGCUGCCACCUCCGUGUUUCACUGUUUGUUUUUUGAAGGGGAAUGAUUUGAAGUUAGUUUUCUGCCACAUUAUAAUUUGCAUGUAGAUCAACAGGUUCUUUUUGCCCUUUUGUUUUAUUGGUUCAGAGCCCUCUGAAGGCAAUAACCACACUGUUUUUUAUUUAUUUAGGGUUAUCAGAGUAAGUAAAAGGGGCUUUAGAGAUCUUAGAUUAAAAUUUCUAAAGCAAAUUUAAAAUGUUCCACUUUGCAGUUAUGUGCUAUUUUGCGUCGCUCUAAGGGGCCACAGCUCCAGUCCUCGGGAGAUGCUAACCUGCAUCCUGGUCUAGCACACCAAAUUGCAAUAAAACCCAUUGAAGUUUGCUGCCAUAAGUUGGAGAAUGAUGAACACGUUUUCAGGGCACUGUGACCGCAUACAUCUGGGCGGGGGUAUCUAAUGUAUACAGUAUGUGAAGAGCAGAAGGGGAUGCUGGGUGUGAGGGAUACAGGUUAGGUUGGUCACCGUUUGUGCAAGUGUUCCAGUUGGGAUAUUGAAGCCGAAAGAAUCAAAUAUAGCAGGGUCUUGUUAUUGUAUGAGAAGCUGAUUGAAUGUGUUUGGCCUUCUGCUGGUACAAUCAGGCCUGGAUCUCCCCAAAGCCUCUUCAGCACAAAGGCAGCCUUUAUCUUUGUGACUAAGCAUGCACUAUAACCCCUUACAGUAUCUAACCCCUCUAUGCUGUGAUUUAUCGUAUGUUACAGCAGCCUGUCAUAACUUCUUCUGGCCUGAGACAAUGUCAGCAUUGACUAAAGCCGGCCUCUUAAAUCUCGCUCCCUCCUUGCCCCAUCAGACUGAUUUUAGGAAGCAGAAACUGGCUGAUUGUAAAGUGGAGCAGCAGGACUGCUCCGGCUCCGUGUGUUUAAGUCAAUAAGCCCGUUGGUAUGCAGGAACGGAGGGAGCAACGGCAGCAAAGCAGCCAUCAAAACACUCUUCCUGUUGGGGUGAAGCAGGGGAGACUUGUUUUCUAGGAAAAGGGACUCGUUUAGUUUUCUAUUAGCCUGCUGGCCAUGAACAGGCAAAGCAGACCGUCAGCUCCUGUUUUUCCAAACCAAGAGAAAAAAAAAACAACCUAAUAGGCCUGAAUUUCCUGGAAGGAGAUCUUACGUAAGGUGGUGUGGAGCAGAUGUGGUGGCCCCCUGUUUGUGAACACCUUAACUGAGCCUGACCCCCCCCCCCCCUUCCUUUAAGCCACACAAACAUGUUUUUCAUGUAAUUGUUGAUGACACAACUGUAGAUCAGUAAGUUCAGUAUCCGCUCGCCCAGCCCUGAUAAGGCGCAGUUGAAAUAUUGACUGUGCGAUCUGGAAAGCGCACCUCUGCUGCUCUGGGUGACAAACUCGCAGUGACUGAUGGAGCCUGGGACCCUUUCUGGGACCGGGCUGGAAACCUGGAGUCACAGCUGGAAACCUGGAACCUGACUGACAUUCAGGCUAAAAUGCUGAAGAGGAGCCGCCUUUCUGAAGAGGAGCUACCAGUUUUAAAGCUGUAUGGUUAGGAUAAAAACCGCUUUCUUACAGGGACACUUCCCUGUGUAGUCACUUUGGCUGUUGUGCUAAUUUUUGAUUCCCCAUGUUCUAGGGUAGGCCUGUGCUGUAAAACAGGGAUGUGAAAAAAAUGUGGAUUGUUUUUGUUUUAUUUAAAGAAAAAAAAAGGACAACUUUGGCACUUUGAUGUCAGCAUUUCAUCUGUCUUUUAGUUUUGUUUGUAUAUUUGAAAUUUUUUGACAGAAUGCGCAUACUAUGUACAGAGCAUAUUUACUGAAUAUUUAGUCUGUGCUUCAUAAAGUGAGCUUUUAUACAGAU
Molecule: messenger RNA, 4842 nt
Organism: Fundulus heteroclitus (mummichog)
Lineage: Eukaryota; Metazoa; Chordata; Actinopteri; Cyprinodontiformes; Fundulidae
Product: PH and SEC7 domain-containing protein 2-like
Exons: 13
Coding region: 43-1617 (524 amino acids)
Biological process (GO): regulation of ARF protein signal transduction
Molecular function (GO): phospholipid binding; guanyl-nucleotide exchange factor activity; protein binding
Source: RefSeq, a predicted model, not a curated record